CGGUAUACUUUCCUGGCAAAUAAUAUGUAUAUAAUAUAUUUUAAACAUCUGUUUGUUCAGGAAAUUCAACAUCAUUAAGUGCAUAACACUAAAAGAAUGAAAUUAUACCCACUGACCAUACCCACCUUUGUUGAAGCCUACAACUUUCUCACGAAUUGCGGAAUGGAACGAGAUUUGGCGAUGCACCUUAGCAACAAGCAGACGACGAACAACCAUAGCAACCAUACGAGUUAAAACAAAAAAAAAUCUGUUAAAAUAUUGUUACACGAACACAGACAUUGAAGAAGAUAAAAGAUUUAUUUUGCAAGAAGAAGUGGUUACACUGAAAAUAUAAAAAUAGCUGUUUAUCACUGACAAAGAAAUAAAUUCCUUCAAGAAACAAUUAAAAUUAAAUACCAUGAAACUAUCAGAUCAAUUUAAAGGUUGUCAUUUGACUGACGAUGAAAGGAAGAGGCUUACAAAGAAUAAAAGUAUUUCUGUGACUGAUGUGAAGAAUGUAGUUACUUCAUCUUGUGAUAUGUCAAACCGAAAAUUAUUCCUAAAUAUGAAUGUUCAUAAUCCAGCGUAUGAAAUUAGUCAUAACCCAAUUUUGGACAUAUUUAUGACUGAUACUUUCCACAAUAAUGAAGAAACAAAGGCUGUUACAAAUAUAGAUUUAGCAACAAACUAUGGAGUAGUGAAAGGAAUUGUUUCUGAAUAUACAGAAAAUUCAAUGAAAUUACACUGUAAUGAAGGAUUUGUGUUUAACAGAGAAGACUUGGUAUCUUCAGUAUGGAAGAAAUGGAAGGUGUUCACUAUUAAUAAGAAAAUGAAUAAGGCAAAAGACCAAACAUAUGAGAUAAAGAAAGAAUGUAAGAAGGAAAAAACACAGAUAAAUAAGAAAAUUCUGAGGAAGUAUUGGGAUAUAUGGCUUUGCAUGGUGAAACAGAAAAAGAGGACUCUUUCCACAGAUCAUGAUAAACUACAAAGAGAAGAAAAAAUAAACAAAUUCUUAAAAGUAUUGAAAGAACAAAAGCAGUCACUGGCUAGUACAAAGGCACCUGCAAUGACAAAAAAUUUAGGUAAUAUUAAGAAUGAAACUUCAAGAAAUUCAAAAUAUUCCUAUCAUAAUAAACAAAAUGUACAAAAUAAUGUAGGAUUCCAAACCAAAACUUUUCCAAUGCAUAAGUGUAAUGAAUACCAACAAAGUCUUGAAGUUCAUCUGAAGAUAAUUGCAGAACAGAAAUCUAAAUUGGAAGAACAGAGUAAACUGAUUAAAGAACUUCAGUUAGCACAUUUUAGACUGCAGACAGAAAAAUCAACAAAAGAAACUCAAGAAGAAAUAAAUCAUACAUUAUCAAGUUGUGACCUACGACUGAAACCGAAAGCAAAGCAGGUGAAAAGCAGGCUGUCUACUGAGUACAAACCAACACAAUUACCAGAAAAUAAACUUGCAGUAGUAAGUUUGCAUACGGUCCCAACAAUACUUAACAGGAUGGAAGAACGUGCACGAGAUAGAGAAAGCAGGUGGAAGCUGAUUAGAGAAAGAAAACAAAAUCUGGCUGAGGUAAAACAAAAGAAAGAAAGAGAUGAAAAGAAGAAAAAAGAAGAAUAUGAGAAGUGGCAGAAAAUAGAAGAACUGAAAGAAAAUAGAAGACUUGAAAAACAGAUGGAAAUUAAGAAGAAGAGGGACAGGGAAAAAAUGCAUAAUUUGAUGAUAAUGGCAUCACUUCAGUACAAAAAACUGCUCAUGAAGAAAGUAAUGUUUUCAUUCAAACAAGUAGUGGCACUCAAUAGGAAGCUGAUGGAUAUAGCAAAGAAAUACUAUAAAAACCACCUACUCCGUAAUUAUUUUCAAACCUGGAGAGAACACACCCAGUCAGCCAUUAAUCUGAAAAUGUGCAAAGCUACCGCUUGUUACAACACAGUCUUAGUAAAGAAGGCUUUUAGAGGCUUGUUUCAGGUUUACAGUGAGUCUGUUACCAAGAACCAAGUAGCCACUGAUUUCUAUGACCUUCGUCUGCAAGAACACAGUUUUAUAGGUUGGCACCAUAUUGCUUGCACUGAACAUGUGAUAACAGUAAACAAACAAGAACUAGCAGCAGUCCACUAUAACAGGAAAUUGUUAACACGUUGCUUUAAGAGGUGGCAGCAGUUACCUUCAAUGAUGGAGCUGGAGCGUGAAAAGGAGCAAAGGAAGGAGAUAUGGCGAAAAAAGGUUCAGGAGUUCUUGCCCGAUUUCAAGCCUCUUCUUGUCUUGGAUUGAAGUGUUUCAACAAAUCAAUUGAACUGACCAUGUUUUUGUAUAUGUAACAAAGGGCAUUCUUCAGUGUUCAUUGUAAUGUCUCAAAUAAGUGUAACUACAAACUUAAUUCAGUUUCAGCCUAUUAGCUGAAGUUAACAAACACAUCUUGACUUGCAUUAAUCGGUUUAUAAGAAAUUGUUAACUGAAUUAACACUUUAAAGCCAAACCUCAUCUGAAUAUUACUUAAGUAUUCAGUCCGUACCACAAAGAAAACACAACACUUCACCAUUGCAAAGAUCAAAUGGUGAACACUGUUUGAGGAAAUAAUUGCUAUUUACACCGAGAAUCACAUGGAACACAAAAUAUAAAGCUAUGGCCGUUGAAAAAUGUGGGAUAUAUAUUUUAGCACUGGGCUUUAAAGGGUUAAACAUGUAAAAUGAAUUUAGACAGAAUAUUCAGCCUUCCGUUUUUCUUAUCUGUGAAUUUUUGCAUGGCAACUUCUACAAUCCCAGAACUACUAGAUAUUGACUUCUUGAAGCAAAAAUAAAGGAUAAAGUAUAUUGUGAUUAUGUACAAAUGGUGUAAUAUUGUGAAAGAUUGUCUUCAACUGUUAUAUUGCUUGUAAUGUAUAUUGCUUUUAUUCGUACUCAGUAUCUACAAAUGUAAUUUUAAGGAAAUGGAACGUGACAUACACAAUUCAUAAACAGAGAUGAAAGAGUAUGAAGAUAAAGCCUUAUAAAGAGGAUGGAUACACAAUUC
This is a messenger RNA of Zootermopsis nevadensis, 2983 nucleotides long. RefSeq lists its product as uncharacterized. The record is from RefSeq and is a predicted model, not a curated record. Lineage: Eukaryota; Metazoa; Arthropoda; Insecta; Blattodea; Termopsidae.